Molecule: messenger RNA, 4229 nt
Organism: Erpetoichthys calabaricus (reedfish)
Lineage: Eukaryota; Metazoa; Chordata; Cladistia; Polypteriformes; Polypteridae
Gene: usp46
Product: ubiquitin specific peptidase 46
Exons: 10
Coding region: 439-1539 (366 amino acids)
Biological process (GO): protein deubiquitination
Cellular component (GO): nucleus; cytosol
Molecular function (GO): cysteine-type deubiquitinase activity; cysteine-type endopeptidase activity
Source: RefSeq, a predicted model, not a curated record
UCUGUCCAUCGUCUCUGCUGCCGCCUUCAACCACAAGCCACUAGUGAUGGAUGGGGCGUGUGUUAGCAGCUCACAGUUCUUCGAGGUUACGUAUACUUAGUGAUGCGCACCCACCGAAAUAAGCGAUAAGUACUGCAACAGACGUUAAAGGAGAAAACUAUUGUAACGUUUUAAAAAUGCAUUGAGUGUAGCACACGUUGCUCUUGGUUGUUUUUUCGCAUACUUUCAGCACGCAGCGGGCUGCUCUUCUCUCUUUGCUUGGGACACCGUUGCUGCUUUGCGGUUUUGGGGUCACUUUGUGGCCCCUCCCUGCACCUAGAACGGCACUCCUGUCUGUCUCAGUCUCUUAAAUGUCUACUGAUAAUUCAGGGCCAUAACUGCUUGACCCAAUCAUGUUUAUUUUAUAAAGAUGGCGAUGUGGGAAACCCUGUAAACUAAAUGACUGUCAGAAAUAUCGCCUCCAUUUGUAAUAUGGGCAGUAAUGCCUCUGCUCUUGUAAAAGACAUUGGUCCUGAGCAGUUUCCAAUCAAUGAACAUUACUUUGGAUUGGUUAAUUUCGGUAACACUUGUUACUGUAACUCGGUACUGCAGGCCCUGUACUUCUGCAAACCAUUUCGGGAAAAUGUGCUCUCAUACAAGACUCAACAGAAGAAGAAAGAAAACUUGCUUACUUGUCUUGCUGACCUAUUUCAUAGUAUUACCACACAGAAGAAGAAAGUUGGGGUGAUUCCACCAAAGAAAUUUAUUUCUAGGUUACGAAAAGAAAAUGAUCUCUUUGAUAAUUACAUGCAGCAGGAUGCACACGAAUUUCUUAACUAUUUGCUAAACACUGUGGCUGACAUUCUUCAGGAAGAGAAAAAACAAGAGAAGCACCAUGGGAAACUAAAGAGUGGUGUCAGUAGUAACAAAGCAGAAGAGAAAAAGACCGAACCCACCUGGGUACACGACAUAUUUCAGGGAACACUGACAAAUGAGACUCGCUGUCUAAAUUGUGAGACUGUCAGCAGUAAAGAUGAAGAUUUCCUUGAUCUUUCUGUGGACGUUGAACAGAACACUUCAAUUACACAUUGUCUGAGGGAUUUUAGCAACACAGAAACACUGUGCAGUGAAUAUAAGUACUACUGUGAAACCUGCUGUAGUAAACAGGAAGCACAAAAACGGAUGCGAGUGAAAAAGUUGCCAAUGAUCCUAGCUCUACAUCUCAAGAGAUUUAAGUACAUGGAGCAGCUUCAUAGAUACACUAAACUUUCUUAUCGAGUAGUGUUUCCACUGGAGCUACGCCUUUUCAACACAUCAAGUGAUGCUAUCAACUUAGACCGCAUGUAUGACCUGGUAGCUGUUGUUGUCCAUUGUGGCAGUGGUCCAAACCGGGGGCAUUACAUCACUAUUGUGAAAAGCCAUGGUUUCUGGCUCUUGUUUGAUGAUGAUAUUGUAGAGAAAAUUGAUCCCCAGGCUCUUGAAGAAUUCUAUGGCCUAACUUCUGAUAUUUCAAAAAACUCUGAAUCUGGAUACAUUUUAUUCUAUCAGUCAAGAGAAUAAGUUUACAAAAUCAAUUUUCUUGCCAUUUUCUAUUUUGUGAAAAAACAAACAACUGCAAAUAACGGGAAGACACAUUCUUCACUGAUGUACAGUUCUAAAAUGUUGAACACUUUUAAAACAUACACAUUGGCAUUGCCUGAAAAUAUAGCCAUAAUUUUAGGAAUUGCAAGAUUAAAACUACAAUGUAUAUGUAUAUUUUUUCAGUGAAUUAUUAAUAAAUGCUGCCAGGGUUUGUGUGAGUCGCAUCUAAUCCUAUAAGCAAUGCCCCAAAUGGAAAACUAUGCCUCUUUGAACUUUGCUGCGGUUUUAAAUUUCAUUGGAACUCUUAGAGAAUGAAAAGCAAGUGGAAUGCGGUGUGAACAUAAGCAAAUAAACAAAGAGUUUCCAAAGCAAUAAUGGCUCUGCUAGAAACAGGGUACCAAUUUUAGCUUUCAUAUUUUUAUGGCAACCAUCAUUUACAUUCAAUGCAUUUUUUUUCUUAGCUGUUUAUGGAUAUGUGUUCACCUCAUGAGUAUUAAGCAUAAUUUCAUAAUCUGAAAUAAUAACUUGUGAAUUUUAGUCUGGGGUAUGUGCAGUUACAACAACACAGCAGAGAAAAGGAUGUAGUGUGUAUAACAUAUUUAGAGUAUCGUUGACUGUUAUUCCUGGCUUCUUGUAGCCUGUGCUGGUUAUUCCAGCAUGUGAACCACUGCUAUGUUUAGUUUAUCAUCUUACUUGCCAGUUAAUUCUGACAAACUGUAUGAGGAAAGUCAAGAGAUCUUCACAAUGUUUGUGUUCAUAAGGUGUAAUUAGACAUACACUAAGUGUAGAAUAAACACUACCCUGACAUUCAAACACUAAAGUUUUUAACAACUAGUACAUUUAUACUAAUUUUUUAUGUUAAAAUUAUUUUUAUUUACACUAAUAAAGCCUACUACCUAAGAUAUUGCAUCAAGAAAAUGUCUUUAUAUAAAAGAGUAAGAAAGUUAACAUGUUUGUAGGAAAUGAUUCAAAGACUUGUUAUAAAUAUCUGCACUGUAUAUGGUACACUUCCAGUGCAUCAUGGUAAAAUAUAAAUGUUGUCUUUGAACUGGGAAUUCAAAAUGAAGUUUAAAUAGAAUAUGGUCAGUAGGCCAGGGCUGCAGAUACGAAGUUGAUGUAAAUAUUAAUAUGAAGCAAACUAUUCAGCUGAAGUUAUACGAUUAUGCACAGUUGAGGGUGAUCAGUCUGUUUUCAUUAAUCAAACUUUUAGCCUAUUUUCAGGUCUUCAGGUACAUUUUCAUUGAGUUGGAUUCAUGUUGUAUGUUACUACAUUAAAUGUUAUCAAAGAUGUUCAAAAUGUUUAGAAAAAAUAAGUUUACACUGUAACCUCAUCUGCCUCCACCUCUGUAUGAGCCUGGUGGCACUGCGUGAGCACUGAAUUGUUUUGCCCUUCCACUGCAAAAAAACAAAAUGAGGACAAAGUAAUUUUAAAAAAGGGUCAAAAACCUUCUCUAACUAAACUGUUAUCUGAUACAGUGUACUGUUAUCUGGAUUACACUGGAUGAAAGGUUGAUAUCCCUGUGCCCUUCAAACACCAUGAGAAGUCCUCAUCCAUUUACUUCUCUCCAACUGAUAAGAAAAACAAGAUAACAAAAUUAAUAUCCGUAUUUCGUGAAAACAGUAUAUAGGGAUAACAUUUGGAAGUGAGAAAUUAAUUUUUAUAAAACAUCAAAUUUAAAAAAUAACGAACCAGAUGCCUCUAUAUUUAAAUGAUCAGUUUGUUCAUGCCUAUCUUUGUGGAGCCUGCACGUUCUUUGGUGGUCUGUGUGGGUUCUACUUGCAUCUCCAGAUACCCAUAAAUUAAGGCAAUUGGCAAUUCAGAGUCUGGCUAUGUGUAUACAAGUGGCAGUGGCUUCUUUUCCAGGGCUGGUUUCUCUUGGGAUAGGCUCAACCCAGAAUUAGUUAGGAGAUAUAUUAGAUAUAUUCUUAUACAUGUUUUUCCCCACAAGGAAAGAAGGAAGGUAGGAAGCUUGCAGGGUGGUAUGUGAUUUUAAAAGAGGAUUCCUCUGUGAGAUGAAGCCUGCUGAACUGGUGCUGUACUACUCUAUCAUAAGGAAUAUUUUGCCCUGUGUCACUACCGUUUACAAGCCUGUCUCAAUCAAAUGUUAUCUGUAGCACUUAAUCCUUAUUGUAUUUUGUAAAGAAAGAGUUAUUAUAACAGUUUUAAAUAUUAAUGGGAACACGUGUGCAUCCUAUAGUAAUUACUUAUGCCAAACAGUUUCCAAGUUGUAUAUAUUGAACUGCUGACCUGCAAUACUAAUUUUGGAAAUCAACUUCAAAUUAUGUGUUACACUCACUAUUAACUUGCAAGGUCAGGACCAGCAAAUUUACAGGGCACAACUGUUCAAACCAGGAGAAAAUGUUCCCCUCGCUGCCCUUGGGUUCUAACUUGCUGUCAGACUUAGUACAUUCUCCCAGAGUAUGUACAGCAUUUUCUUCAAGUAUUCAGGCCAUUUUAUUCCUGUAUCAGUUUAGGAUGAAUGGCAGCACUAAACUGGUACAUUGUAAGUUGCUGUGGGCAUUUGUGUGAUGGACCGGUGCAUGGACAAGCCCUUCCAUUUGUGAUCCUAAAUAUUGGAUUAAGCAAGGCAGAAAGUGGAUGAAUGAAUUUGCACAUUUUGCUCUAUUCUGUAUUUUUAUUGAAGGAUUAAAUACUUUGUCAUUUCUGA